AUGGUACAAGCGAUAACUAGGAAUAAUAAAGAUAACAGAAUACCAAGAUCAACUGAUAUUAGAACUGAGAAUGAGAAUGAUUCCAUAUCAGAUCUAGAAUCUACGAGUCAGAGUUCCGAUUCUUCAAUAGAA
Molecule: messenger RNA, 132 nt
Organism: Acaulospora colombiana
Lineage: Eukaryota; Fungi; Glomeromycota; Glomeromycetes; Diversisporales; Acaulosporaceae
Source: the annotation of a GenBank genome assembly